ACAAACGUCGUACUUAUGAUGGUUGGCAGUGUAGUGAUAUAUUUACUGGCCGAAAGGCACUCCGUUGAACCGCCUCCUGAGAGGACCGCGCGACCCACGAUGGCGGCGCCCGCAGGAACAUUAAACUGUGAGGACUUUGCCAUGUUUCAGGAGGUGCUGAAGGCGAUGCGCACCAUCGACGACCGUAUCGUCCACUCCCUCAACACCAGCGUGCCCACGGUCUCCUUCUCGGACAAAGUGGACGCCACACAGACGUGCAAGCAGCUCUACCAAUCGAUGAUGGAGGCUCACCUGAGGCGGGACAAAGCCAUCAAGGUGUGCAUCAGCCAAGCCUCAGAGCUGGUGGCACACCUGAGAGAAGCCAGGAGCAAAGAUGGCGACAACUUGGCUCUCAUCAAGCAGCUGAGAAAAGAACAGACCAAAUUGAAGCUCAUGCAGUCAGAGCUCAAUGUUGAAGAAGUUGUCAACGAUAGAAGCCUGAAGGUGUUCAAUGAAAGGUGCAGGAUCCACUACACGCCUCCGAAGGUGAAGUGACUGCGGACCAAAGACUCCACGGACCCUGAAACUGUGACCUGCCGCCGCCAUCUUGGCUCCAGACUGCUGGGACCUUCCUGUUCCUGCCGCGUCUCGCUCGUGUCCUCUUGUGGUUUUUGUGCUGUGAAAACAUUCUUCCAUGUGCUUCUUUCAUCACAGAAAUAUGUUUUUUAAAGCCAUAUAAUGAAAUGUUUUCAAAAGAA
Messenger RNA from Nerophis lumbriciformis (worm pipefish), 737 nucleotides. It is a transcript of the gene mix23, whose product is annotated as mitochondrial matrix import factor 23. Gene Ontology annotation, cellular component: mitochondrial intermembrane space; mitochondrion. NCBI's taxonomy places the organism in Eukaryota, Metazoa, Chordata, Actinopteri, Syngnathiformes, Syngnathidae. The record is from RefSeq and is a predicted model, not a curated record.